Messenger RNA from Ostreococcus tauri, 780 nucleotides. Its product is annotated as DnaJ domain. The transcript has a single exon. Lineage: Eukaryota; Viridiplantae; Chlorophyta; Mamiellophyceae; Mamiellales; Bathycoccaceae. The coding region runs from base 1 to 780 and encodes 259 amino acids. The record is from RefSeq and is a predicted model, not a curated record.
AUGGACGCCCUCGAGCGCGCGAUGCGGAAUCGCGUGCGCGCGCUGGAGGACACGUCCGAGGCGCGCGCGGCGAUGCGUCGGCGCGUGGAAAAUGCUCGAGCGCGCGUCGCGAGCGAUGAUGCGAACGCCGUGACGACGCCGAACGCGCUCGACCGCGCGCGCGAGGACGUCGAGGACGCCGACGUCGUCGCGGCCGUCCUCGACGCGCACGCCCGAGGGGAUUACUUCGCGUGCCUGAACGUGCGACGACCGACGUGCGACGACGCGGGACGGGCGACGUGGGACGUGAGCGACGCGGAGCUCAAUCGAGCCUUCAGACGGGCGUCUCUGCGCGUGCACCCGGAUAAAAACAGGGCGAGCGAUGCGAGAAAGGCGUUCGAUGCGAUCGGGGAGACGCAGAAGCUGUUUCGAGACGGGAAGAAACGGGCGGAGAUCGUGCGCGAGGCGGCGGACGCGGCGUUCAAGGAAAAGUGUCGACGGGAUCCGGAGUUCGCGCGAACGGCGAUGCGGGCGAGGGAGAGCGCGAAUGCGGAUGCGUAUGCGGAUGAGAUGCGUCGACAGCGGGAGGAGGCGCGGAGGCGAGCGGCGGAGAAGCGAGCGAAGGGGGCGCGGAGGAAGCGGGAGGAGCGCGACGACGCGCGAGACGCGUUGGAGAGAAUGGCGAAGAGUUUAGAGGCGGAGGAGCUGGCGAAGGCGAACGAGGCGAAAGGAGGGGGGAGCGACGGCGACGACGCCACCGUGGUCGUGCGUAGAAAACCAAAGAAACGAUUCAUGUUUUAG